AUGGCACACCACGGCACGCCAAGCCACGGCACGCCACGCCACGGCACGCCACAGCACGCCACGCCCACGCCCACGCCCACGCCCACGCCCACGCCCACGCCCACGCCCACGCCCACGCCCACGCCCACGCCCACGGCACGGCACGGCACGGCACGCCACAGCACGGCACGGCACGGCAUGGAACGGCAUGGCACACCACGCCACGCCAAGCCACGGCACGCCACGCCACGGCACGCCACGGCACGCCACAGCACGCCACACCACGCCACGCCACGCCACGCCACACUUCAUGUGUGCCACGCUCUACACGUACUGGAUGAGGAGAGCAACGAUGAGACCUAUCAGAUGCUAGUCUUGGUCUGCGGCAAGCUCGACCACAUCAGCCACUUCGUGCGGGCACGAGAAGCUGACAAGUUCGUCCGACGCUCCCAGGUGAACCUCAUCCGCCUCAAGGACCAGGCGGAGCAGCAGAUCAAGGCGCGCAACUCGCAGGAAGCACUCCAAGAGUGUGGCGCCUGGUUCUCCAUCAAUUGGAUGAAUGCAAUGGCGCAAGCUCUCAACGAGGAGGGCUGGGCUCGCAUGCGACGGCUCGAGGUGGCCAUCUGCUCAACAUCUCAUGGCGAGUUCGUCGGCGGGCAGAGCCAGCAGCGUGCCCAAUUCGAUUGGUUGAGAGACUGGAUCCUCUACUCGCUCUUUGUCGACCUCCCGCCCAUGCGACCCCAGAACGGCGACCUCGAGAUCAUGGAUCACCGUGAGCCAGCAGGCAGUCAAGAGACCAACAGCCUGCUCUUCUUCAAGUCCCAUACAGUCCUCCAGAUUGUCCACUACAAGAAUGCGGCUUUCCUGGGCGAGCACGUUGUGGAGCUGCCUGAGCAGCUCCAGGCCAAGCUUCUUGCUUAUCUAUGUGUGGUGAGACCUGUCUAUGUGCUCUUGAUGGGAUGUAGUAUCAAUGAUGAGAAGGAUGACUUGGAGGAUAGCUCAAGCGAGGAUGACGCAGAUCUGGAUGAGGAGGCUGAGAGCUUGCAACAACCACACCACCACCUUCUACUGCCAUGA
Messenger RNA from Acanthamoeba castellanii str. Neff, 1056 nucleotides. RefSeq lists its product as uncharacterized. Lineage: Eukaryota; Discosea; Longamoebia; Acanthamoebidae. The record is from RefSeq and is a predicted model, not a curated record. The transcript is spliced from 3 exons. Bases 1 to 1056 code for a protein of 351 amino acids.